Molecule: messenger RNA, 2021 nt
Organism: Nicotiana tabacum (common tobacco)
Lineage: Eukaryota; Viridiplantae; Streptophyta; Magnoliopsida; Solanales; Solanaceae
Product: beta-hexosaminidase 1
Biological process (GO): glycosaminoglycan metabolic process; carbohydrate metabolic process
Cellular component (GO): membrane
Molecular function (GO): beta-N-acetylhexosaminidase activity
Source: RefSeq, a predicted model, not a curated record
UUUUCAAAACAAAAACUAAAAAUCAUAUCCUCACAGUCUCCAUUUCCAAUAAUCAAUUUCAUUCUUCUAAAAAAAAAUGUCCUCAAAUUCCCAAUUUCUUCUCAAAACCCUCUUCUUACUCUUCAUUUUCCCAUUGGUCAACGCUCGUUCUAUAAAGUCAACGCUUCAUAAAACUACAGAGCUCGACGAAUCAUUAACAUAUCUAUGGCCUUUGCCUUCUCAAUUCACUUUCGGUAACGAUACGCUUACUGUUGAUCCCAAUUUGUCUAUUGUUUUUACUGGCAAUGUUGGUGGGUCUGUUAUUGUUAAAGAAGCUUUUGAGAGAUACAAAAAGAUUAUUUUCAAGCAUGGUUCUAAGUCUGGUGAUUUUUUUGAUGUUACUCAGCUCACUGUCAUUGUUCAUUCCGAUAACGACGAGCUGCAACUUGGUGUUGAUGAGAGCUAUUCGUUAUUGGUGACGAAGAGCAAUGAACAUUCGAUUAUCGGGGAAGUCUCGAUUGAGGCAAAUUCUAUUUAUGGUGCGCUAAGAGGACUUGAGACAAUGAGUCAGUUAUGUAUUUUUGAUUAUGGGGUUAAAACCGUGCAAAUUCACAAGGCUCCAUGGUUUAUUCAAGACAAGCCAAGAUUUGCAUAUCGGGGGCUUCUGCUAGAUACGUCAAGGCACUAUUUGCCAAUUGAAAUUAUCAAGCAAAUUAUUGAAUCCAUGUCCUACACUAAACUUAAUGUUCUUCAUUGGCACAUCAUAGAUGAAGAGUCGUUUCCUCUAGAAGUGCCUUCAUAUCCAAACUUGUGGAAAGGGUCAUAUACAAAGUGGGAACGCUACACUGUUGAGGAUGCUUAUGAAAUUGUUGACUUUGCUAAGAUGAGAGGUAUCAAUGUUAUGGCAGAAGUCGAUGUUCCAGGUCAUGCUGAAUCAUGGGGUGCAGGGUACCCUGAUCUUUGGCCUUCUCCAUCUUGUAAAGAGCCACUAGAUGUCUCAAAAAACUACACUUUUGAUGUCAUUGCUGGCAUCCUGGCAGACAUGAGGAAGAUUUUUCCAUUUGAGUUCUUCCACUUAGGUGGUGAUGAGGUCAACACAACUUGUUGGACAACUACGCCACACAUCAAGCAAUGGCUUCAAGAUCAUAAUAUGACUUCGAAGGAUGCGUAUGAGUAUUUUGUACUCAGAGCUCAAGAAAUAGCUAUAUCACAUAACUGGACACCUGUUAACUGGGAAGAAACCUUCAAUACGUUUCCGUCUAAACUUAACCCGCAGACUGUGGUGCAUAACUGGUUACGUGGUGGUGUUUGUCAAGAGGCAGUUGCAAAAGGUUUUAGAUGCAUUUAUAGCAAUCAGGGGUUUUGGUAUCUGGACCACUUAGAUGUCCCUUGGGAUAAAGUUUAUUACACGGAGCCGCUGGAAGGAAUAAAGAGUAUUUCCGAGCAAAAACUUCUACUUGGAGGUGAAGCGUGCAUGUGGGGUGAAACUGCAGAUGCUUCAGAUGUUCAACAAACCAUAUGGCCACGGGCUGCAGCUGUAGCAGAACGGUUGUGGAGCGACAAGGAGGCAACAUCUUCAACAAAUACUACUUCGGCUGCAUUGCAAAGGUUGGAGUACUUUCGAUGCCUCUUGACGAGGCGUGGGGUUCCAGCUGCUCCAGUUACCAAUUUUUAUGCUCGACGUCCUCCAUUGGGCCCAGGGUCAUGCUAUGAACAAUAACUUGUGUUGUAUCAUCUAGUUCGAUCCGUGUGCUGGAACUGGUAAGUUUGUGAAGCUUGUGAACUAGUAAGUCUUGUCAACUUGACGCUGCUGCAUGGUCUCCUGGGCUUAGGAAGGAUUCCACUUUGAGAUUGUCGUUUACUCUCUAGUUCUCGGGCUCUUUGCUGUAACUUUAUAGUGGUUUGUUAAUGUGAAUAAGAGAAAAAUGGAUGAUCUUUGCAAGACUUCCAUGCUUACAGACUUGGGAUUUGACAUUAUUUCGCCUCAUGUAUUACAUUCGAACUUGUAAUUUCAUAUUCUUACUUCAUUCCUUUCCUGUUUU